GCAAGAGGCGCCGCCGCCGCCGCCACCGCCGGGACCGGAGCGGGCACAGCCCGGGGCGCGACAGCACCGGACAGACCCUGUCACCGCCACCGUCACCGCCACCCACACCGCGGGCGUCCCCGAGCCCUCGUCCCCUGCGUGCUCCCAGGCCACGGCUCCCACCCCAAGCCCCCUCGGUCACCAGGAUGCCCCAUGUCUGCCCCGUCAGCUCUCGGUGGCCCAGCCGAGCGCGGAGCGGGCCCCCAGCCCACAGGAGCAGGAGUGGGCAGGUCCCGAGGCGCUGUGCCCGGGCUGGCUGGAGGACGAGGUCCCUGAUGGCGAGGUGCCCGAGGACAGCGGGGACCCCGGCUCUGCCACCCACGCCUACGAGCUGCUCCAGAGCGCCCUGCGCCAGGAGGGGCUGCCCCACACGCUGGACCGCUCCGCCGAGCCCCGCACGGGAUUUGGCCCGCUGGACAUGACCGUCUGCGUGCUGGGCUCCCCCACCGCCUUCCUGCCCGUCCUGCUGGAGGGUGGCACCCGCUGCCCAGGUGCCAUGGUGCUGUGCCUGUCCCCUGCCUGGGCCAGCCGGGUGCCCUCGGAGACGUCCCCGGGAGCCUGGUCCCUGCUGCUCUCCCGGGGGGUCUCCUUCCAGGCUGGGGGCCACAGCACCCUGGAGACCUUCGCUCCCCCCCGCCGGGCCAACUACGUGACUGGCACCUUCGCGACGGGUGGCCCCGAGAGUGGCUGGGUGGGCGAGCUGGCCCGCGACCUCGACUGCCCCACGGGGGGGUCGGUGCCGCUCGCCCACCGGCUGGAGGACACGCUGGUCACCCGCUGGGUGCUGGCGGCCCGCGCCGCUCUGCCCGUGCCCCCCACCUUGGCAUUCGUCCUGGGGGCGGGGGUUGACCUGCCGGCCGAGCCGGUGGCCCCCGGGGUGAGGGUGGUGCGGCUGGAGGACCCCCAGGGCCAGGAGAGCCUGGUGCAGGAGGAGGUGGGCGCCUUCCUGGGGGGCACCGCCAUGGAGCCCUACAGCCAGGUGGUGGUGCGGCCGGCGGGGUGGCGGUGGCGGGGGACGGGCGCCCGCAGCACCCACGGGAAGGCGGAGGGGGCGGCGGUGGCGCAGGCGGUGGGUGCCCGGCUCCGCGGGCUGCGGGAGGAGGACAGCGUCCUGCUGGAGGCCCUGGUGCCCACCGCCCGCCUGCCCGCGCCCCCCCCACGCAGCCCAGCCCCACGGCUGCCGGUGGCCCUGCGCAUCUGCACCCUGGUCUGCAGGUCCUGGGGGGACCGGCCCCAGCUCUGCCAGGUGGCGUGCGGCGUGGGGCGCGCGGAGGCACCGGUGCGGCACGGGGCGGCGCUGCCCCAGGGCCUGGACUCCAGCCUGCAGCAGUGGGGGGUGGUGGCCUCCGGCCAGCGGCAGGCACUGGCCACGCGACUGCGGGGGGCUGCCGAGGCCGCCAUGGCUGCCCUCCUGGCUGCCGAAGCCGAGCUGAGCCCCCAGCAGCGCGGCGGCGCCCGCGCCCACACCGACCUCCUGGGCGUGGACUUCUUGCUGGCGUGCGUGGAUGACGCCCUGGAGCUGGUGGCCCUGUCGGCCAACAGCCAGCGGUGCCUGGAGACCUGCCUGCUGGCCGAGGCCAUGGGGCGCGCCGUGGGGGAGCCCCACGGCGACCUGCCCCGCCUGCUGGCCGAGGCCCUGCUGCACCGGGCGCAGUGUCACCUGGUCGAGGGCAAGGACAUCCUCCUCAUCGGGGCCGGCGGCGUCAGCAAGAGCUUUGUCUGGGAGGCGGCCCGUGACUACGGCCUGAGGAUCCACCUGGUGGAGUCGGACCCCCAGCACUUCGCGGCGGGGCUGGUAGAGACCUUCCUGCCCUACGACAGCCGGGAGCACCGGCGGGACGAGGAGCACGCGGAGCGGGUGACGGAGCUGGUGCGCUCCCGGGGGCUGCGGCCCCACGCUUGCCUCUCUUACUGGGACGACUGCGUGGUACUGGCCGCGCUGGUGUGCCAGCGCUUGGGGCUACGAGGCAGCUCGCCCGCCGCCGUCCGGGUAGCCAAGCAGAAGAGCCGGACCCACCAACACCUUCAACGGUGCCGCCGGGGCCGCCCGCCGCCCGCCGCCUUCGCCGUGCCCUGCCGCCGCUUGCGGAGCCACGGGGACGUGGAAAGGGCGGCCGGCGCCGUCCCUUUCCCCGCCGUGGCCAAACUGGAAUUCGGAGCCGGUGGGGUGGGGGUGCGCUUGGUGGAAAACCCCGGGCAGUGCCACGCGCACGCCGCCCGCCUUUGGCGAGACCUGCGGGACGACGCCGACCACCCGGGCAUCGGCUUGGGUUGGGGCAACGCCAUGCUGCUGAUGGAGUACGUGCCGGGCACCGAGCACGACGUGGAUUUGGUGGUCUUCCAAGGGAGGCUUUUGGGUGCCUGGGUGUCCGACAACGGUCCCACCCGCCUGCCGGCUUUUUUGGAGACGGCUGCCUGCUUGCCCUCCUGCUUGCCCACCGACCGGCAAGCCCAACUGGUGCGGGCCGCCCUGCAGUGCUGCCUGGCCUGCGGGCUACGGGACGGCGUCUUCAACGUGGAGCUCAAACUGGCCCCCAGCGGCCCCCGCCUGCUGGAGAUCAACCCCCGCAUGGGGGGGUUCUACCUCCGCGACUGGAUCCGGGAGGUCUACGGCCCCGAUUUGCUGCUGGCCGCCGUCUUGGUAGCCUUGGGGCUACCCCCGGUGCUGCCCGCUCGCCCGUUGCCCCGUGCCCAUUUGGCGGGGGUGAUGUGCCUGGGUUCGGAGCACGGGGUGGCCCUGGGGGGGAAGGACGGCGGGGGCGGCGGGGGGCUGGCGGCGCUGAGGGGGCUGCAGGAGAGGGGCUUGGUGCGUCUCAACCGGCUCUUCGAGGAGCCGGCGGGGGCCGGGGAGUACGAGGAGCCCUGCCUGAGCGUGGCGUGCCAGGGGGCAACGCGGGCCGAGGCUUGCCUGCGCCUGCUGGGGCUCUGCCAGGCGCUGGGCAUCGACUCGCCCCGUUACCCCGUCGAGCAUUUCUUAUCCCAUUUUAAAUAGCCCCGGGCAAGCAGCGGGGGGGGGGGGGGGGGCAAAGUUGGGGGGGGUGGGCACGGGCAUCCACUCCGCCGGCCUGACAAACUCCUCCCGCAGCCCCGCCGCCCCCGUCCCUGGCACCCCCGACCCCCCCAUGGCAUCUCCCUGGCACCCCCUCCCGUGAAAUCUCGCUGCUGCCCUGGAUCCCAAUCCCCUGCCGACAUCCCGUCGCCUGGCAUCCCUCCUUCUCCCCUGAUAUUCCAUCCCCUGGCAUCCCUCCUUCUUCCCUGGCAUCCCAUCCCCUGGCAUCCCCCACCUCCAUCCUGGCAUCCCAUCCCCUGGCAUUCCCCCUGCUGCCCUGGAUCCCAAACCCCUGCUGACAUCCCAUCCCCUGGCAUCCCUCCUUCUCCCCUGGUAUUCCAUCCCCUGGCAUCCCUCCGACUCCCCUGGCAUCCCAUCCCCUGGCAUCCCAUCCCCUGACAUCCCAUCCCCUGGCACCCCCCACCUCCAUCCUGGCAUCCCAUCCCCUGGCAUCCCUCCUUCUCCCCUGGUAUUCCAUCCCCUGGCAUCCCUCCGACUGCUCUGGCAUCCCAAUCCCCCGCCGACAUCCCAUCCCCUGGCAUCCCCCCCACCAUCCUGGCAUCCCAUCCCCUGGCAUCCCCCCCCCUCUCCUGCCACCCCAUCCACUGGCAUCCCCCGCCUCCAUCCUGGCAUCCCAUCUCCUGGCAUCCCCCCUGCCCUGCCGCCACAUCCCCUGGCAUCCUCCCCUUCAUCCUGGCAUCCCAUCCCCUGCUUCCCUGGCACCACAUCCCUUGGCAUCCCCUGCUGUCCUGCCAUCCCAUGUCCUGGCAUCCUCCCACUCCCCUGCCACCCCGCCUCUGCCAUCCUGGCAUCCCAUCCCCUGGCAUCCCCCCAUUACCCUGGCACCUUAUAUCCUGCCACCCCAUUCCCCGGUAUU
Messenger RNA from Chroicocephalus ridibundus (black-headed gull), 3965 nucleotides. It is a transcript of the gene CARNS1, whose product is annotated as carnosine synthase 1. The record is from RefSeq and is a predicted model, not a curated record. The coding region runs from base 458 to 3031 and encodes 857 amino acids. Gene Ontology annotation, biological process: carnosine biosynthetic process. Gene Ontology annotation, molecular function: carnosine synthase activity; metal ion binding; ATP hydrolysis activity. The transcript is spliced from 11 exons. Lineage: Eukaryota; Metazoa; Chordata; Aves; Charadriiformes; Laridae.